UGUAUGCUUUGGGGACGAAAGAGAGAAUGCUAAUUGGCGCGAUGGCUAGUGGUGUGUUGUAAUUUGUGCCCGAGGAGUUUGUGUGUAUUGGUUGGUGAAAUGUGAUUAUUUUAUUCCUAUUAACUUCAGUUUAGUGUCCAGUGAAGUGAAGUGUUGUAGAAAAUGUAGUGGUGUACAGACUCUAUCCCGAAACCGACUCAUCGAAAUUUUUUUGAUUUUGUUAAAUGUCAUCAUCUGUAGCAGUCGUGACUCGAGCGUGAUUUCACUUCAGACGUAGAGUUAAAUAAUGUCAUCGCUUCAGAAGAAAGUUCUUAAAACUAAUCUCCCUCCUUGCCCGUCUGUUGCAAGAAGGCGCCUUGCAGUGGGCAGUAAACGUGAUUACGCUCCCACAAAAUGGAAUAAAUAUUUCAGUGAAUAUGAAGAUGUGCAUGUUCGAGAAAACACAUUUCGUGUGUAUAAGCGAGGUGACAGUGGUCCUGCUUUGGUUUUAUUACAUGGUGGAGGAUUCUCUGCACUUACUUGGGCAGUCUUUUCAGCAUCGGUGACAAACUUGGUUGCGUGCCGAGUUCUGGCUAUUGACCUGAGGGGCCAUGGCGACAGUGAAACGACAGAUGAUGAGGACCUGUCUGCUAAGACAAUGGCAAGUGACGUUGGAGAUACUAUAAGCAUGCUGUAUGGCACUGAUGCUCCCCCAGUAAUUUUGAUUGGACACAGCAUGGGUGGGGCAAUUGCAGUUCAUGUUGCUGCUGCUGAUUUAAUACCAUCACUUUGUGGACUAGUGGUAAUAGAUGUUGUUGAAGGGACUGCUAUGGAUGCUCUUACAAGUAUGCAGAGUUUCUUACGUAGCCGCCCCACUGGGUUCAAAUCAAUAGAACAAGCUGUCGAAUACAGUGUUCGUAGUGGACAAGUCAGAAAUUUGGAGUCAGCUAAAGUUUCUAUGCCUGGCCAAAUAAAGAACUGUGUUACUAACAAGGCAGCUACAAAUGACCUUAAUUUGUAUGAACCUUCAGAGGAAUCACUCGUUGCUGAGAUAUUAUCUUCCGAGAAUGUUAUCCAAGAAGAACCAAGUGGAGAAGAAAAUGACAACACUUCUUGUAGUGGUACAAAUGCAACUCAUCGUACCAAAGACUCUUCAGAUACAGAUGAUACGUGGGAACAACAAAGCUGUUCUGUCCAAGAAAAGAAACGCAGUAGAACAGCUGACAAAUAUACGUGGCGAAUAGACCUAGCAAAGACAGAGAAAUAUUGGUCUGGAUGGUUCAAAGGACUGUCUAACAUUUUUUUGAAUUGUCCAGUGCCAAAAAUGUUAUUGUUGGCUGGAAUAGAUAGGCUGGACAAAGAGCUCAUGGUUGGGCAAAUGCAAGGUAAAUUCCAGUUGCAAGUUUUGGGACAGUGUGGCCAUGCUGUGCAUGAAGAUGUUCCAGAAAAACUAGCAGAUAUAAUGGCAUCAUUUAUGGACUUUCCCUGCAUGCUAAAAAAUAAGAAAGAGUACAAGAAGACAAGAAACUGGGAAAUGCAAUGUGUUCUGAGGUGGAGAAAUUGGCUGACAGUUCUGCUCUCAGAAGAUGCAUUUGAUGCAGAAGUUCUUCCAGCUCCUUUGGGUAAAGCUUUUUAUCUCUGCAAGUACACAGCUGCUACUUCGCCGUUGAAUUCCAGCAUGUAAGAGCUGAGCAGUAUGCAUUAUGAAGGUUCAGAAAAUCGUUUCAGUGGGGAGCAGCCUUAACUUUGUUUCCUGGUCCCAACAGUGGUUGUUCAAUUGUAAGGUGUACUUUUGUGCUGUUCACAAUACUGUAAAUUUUGAGAGGGAGAAACUGACUUCAAUGGCUGUACAACAAAUAAUAUAAUAAAUGAUUUUUACCUCCCUCAGUAAAUAGAUAUGUAUAUAUUAUUAACAUCUUGCCUGUUGUUGUGCAUUCUCAAUGGUCUUUUGGCAAAUAAGGCAUUAUUCAUGUCUGCUAUAUCCUUUUGUCUUCUUAUAUGAAUGAAAUGAUUAUAACUUUCAUUACUAUCACUUACAACAUCUGCAAAAUAUAACUUCAAACUGCAGCGUAGCAGUAUUAUUUCAUACAUCCAGAAUGUCUGCGUUUUUGGACGUGUUCCAUAACAAGAGAGAGUAAGAGUGAGUGUGUAGCAUACUGUAGGAGAAAUUAAGAUAUUUAUUACUUGCUUAGACAAAUUCCUGAGUAGAUUAAUAAAUCUAAUUAUCAUAUCUACACAUUUUUACAUCUUCAACCACUCUCUGCAUGAAAUGGUACAGUGUCAUUAAGCCCUUUCUUUGCUUGUCCUAAAGUAGAUAUUAUGUUCAAAUCAUGUCAGCAAAUUUCUUUUUGCUGCUGCAUCAAUCCUCUGAAGUUGCAUUUCAUGUUCCGUACUCGAGUAAUUUAACAUGUUGACUACCAUGAGGCAACUGGUGGACACAGUGGAGCCUUGUGACUGACAUUGCGUGCCCGCUGACAGCCACACAUUCAACUCUAUUCAGUCUAGUAGUGUGCAUUAACUGGUAUUCCUUGAUUAAGUUGAUUCUAGUAUACAGUAAGUCUGGUACUGUAUCUUGUUCAACUUUUAUUAUUAUAUUAUUAUUAUUAUUAUUAUUAUUAUUAUUUUGCAAGUUUAGGUUCAAUGGUUUUUAUUACUAAUUCUUUACAAAAUUACAUCAUGGCUCUAAAUCCAUUAUGAAGCUGACUCCUAAUUUACCUUUUGAUAUGGACAGUGAGAUUUCCUGUCAUAUAACUUGAAUGUAAAUGGUUUUCACUCAAAUAAAUUCCACACUGUCAACAUUUUAAAUUUCCAAAAACUGACUGGUUUCACUGAAGAAUUAUUGAGGAUGCCGAAAAAAUAAGGUUUUUAUGGUGAACCAGAAUUAUCAGUGACAAUGACGUAUUGGUAAUGGUGAUGGUGAUGGCAGUAGACAGCAAGAAACCUACAGUAGUUUGAACUGUACGAGGCCACAACUAUGACGAAGGCUAAACUGGUAAUACCAUCCAUUUACAGGCUGCAUUGAUCCGCAGUAUGUGAUUAACAGGGUGCAGGGGAUUGUGAUGGAAUUAUGAACACAACUUCCAAAGAUAUGCUGUAUUGAACAGAGUGGAACUAGGGGCUGCCUGCUGGCACACAUCAGGCAUGAGACUGCUGCAUCAGCCAGUGGCCUUGUGGCAGCCAACUUGUUAAAAAUGCAUCCCAUUCAGUUGCACUACUCACCAAUGCCUUAUGUGGAUGCACAUGAGAAUUAUUACACAAGUCUCCACUUUCUUUUACUCUUGGAACCCAUUGUGCAAUAUAGCACAGUCUUCUAGACUUUGUCAAAUUCUAUUUUGAGCAUAAGAAUGAAAAUUAUCAUAGUUGUGAUUGUUGUUGUGUGUUGUACAGUAUGCAUUAAAUGAGCAAUAUUGUACUCGAUUUUGCCUGUAUAAAUUUGUUUUCUUUUGUGUUACUUGUACUUUAACCUAUAUAGUUUGCCUCUGACUGUUGUAAGCAAUUUUGACUCUUUACUGUUAUCGCCUUUUAAUGUUUUAGUGCCUUUUGUUUUUCAUAAAUCACUGCUUUUAUACUAUAAUUGGAAGCAAAAGAUAACAUCUCAGUUUGUAGCACAAAUUGUGUCCAAAACACUUUUUCUCCUAACUGAUAAGAACCAUUCAUUUGAUCAACUUAUUUUCAUAAUUUGUUGAAUAUUUAUUUUUUUCCUAAUACCAGUGCUUUAGUGCACUUGUCUUGAAAGACUGUUUAAUACUAUGUACAAAUUUCUUCAAAUGGUAUUAUGGCCAAGAUAAAACAAAUCUUUUACUGCAAAGGGUCCAUAGAGUUAUGAUACAGAAAAGUAACAAUUCUGGAAAUGAUUGUUUCCAGGUAUAUUUUUGAAAUACAUAUUGCCAACACACUUUUUGUGGACAUUUGAUGAACAAGCCAAUUUGUAUUCUGAUUUGUUUGUUGUUUAAAGUUGAAAAUAUAUUUAUUUCAUUCAUUGAAGUAGACAUUAUGCCAUAACUGUAACUUAUCACACCCUUCAAGUAACUUUGCAAUGGGCCGAAUUCAGACGAUUUUUUUUAUUUUCCGCUAUGACUGUUGGAUGAAAUAAAAUAAAGUGUUCUAAAAAUUUU
Molecule: messenger RNA, 4094 nt
Organism: Schistocerca americana (American grasshopper)
Lineage: Eukaryota; Metazoa; Arthropoda; Insecta; Orthoptera; Acrididae
Product: protein phosphatase methylesterase 1
Exons: 11
Coding region: 287-1663 (458 amino acids)
Biological process (GO): protein demethylation
Molecular function (GO): protein methylesterase activity
Source: RefSeq, a predicted model, not a curated record